Messenger RNA from Naegleria lovaniensis, 1317 nucleotides. RefSeq lists its product as uncharacterized. Bases 1 to 1317 code for a protein of 438 amino acids. The transcript has a single exon. NCBI's taxonomy places the organism in Eukaryota, Heterolobosea, Eutetramitea, Acrasida, Naegleriidae. Gene Ontology annotation, molecular function: calcium ion binding. The record is from RefSeq and is a predicted model, not a curated record.
AUGCAACAACAACCACCACAAUACGGCGUUCCUCCACAAUACGGCCAACCAGGUCAAGUCCCACCACAGCAACCACAAUUUGGACAACCUCCACAAUAUUCUCAUAUGCAACAACCGCAAGUACCAGGACAACAAAUUCCAGGACAAGUUCCACAACAACAAUUUGGACAACAGCCUCAAGUUCCUGGACAACCACCACAAGUACCAGGAACCAUGACUCCACCAUUGACUUCACAAAGUCCACAACCUGGUCAAGUUCCUUCUCAACCUCAACAACCACCACAAGUACCAGGACAUCAAUCUCCACAAUCUUUCGGAAUGCAACAAUCUCAAUACGGUCAAAUGCCUCCUCAAGGUCAAUAUGGACAAAUGCCACCUCAACAACCCGGAAUGCAACAAUAUGGUCAGAUGCCCCAACAACAACAAUAUGGUCAAAUGCCACAACAACAAUUCGGUCAAGUUCCUCCUCAAGGUCAAUACGGCCAAAUGCCACCUCAACAACAACAACAAUUCGGUCAACAAAAACCACAAAUUCCAGGACAGCCACCACAACAACAAUUUGGUCAAAUGCCUCCGCAACAAUAUGGUAUGCAACAAUCUCAAUACGGACAGAUGCCACCUCAAGGUCAAUAUGGUCAAAUGCCACCACAAACUGGAAUGCAACAAUCGCAAUAUGGUCAAAUGCCACAAGGUCAAUUUGGUCAAGUUCCUCAACAAUACGGUCAAAUGCCUCCACAAGGACAAUUUGGACAAAUGCCACCUCAACAAUUUGGCCAACAACAACAACCAUAUUUCACUCCAAUUCAGCAACCACACAAUCCUCAACUCAAAGUUUGGUUCGAUGCUGUUGACAUUGAUAAAUCUGGACAAAUAUCUCCAGAUGAACUGAAAACAUGCUUGUCUAAGGGAGGUAUGCAAUUUGAUCGAUUGGUUGCACAAAGAAUGAUCAAAAUGUUCGACAAGGAUAACUCUGGACAAAUCGGUUUCCAAGAAUUUGAACAAUUACACAAUUAUCUCAUGAAUAUGAAGACCUCGUUUGAGAGAACCGAUGUUGAUCGUAGCGGAAACUUAAACUUGAAUGAAGUCAAGUCAGCUCUCCAAAUGUCAGGAUAUCAAAUCAAUCCUCAAGCUGUCGAUAGAUUGUUCAAGUGUUUCAGCAAGAACAAGCAAGCUCUCAAUUUUGCUGAAUUCAUUGAUUUCACAAUCUUUAUUGGAACCUGUAAGAAUUCAUUCCAAUUGUUUGACAAGCAAGGAAAUGGCAUGGCCACCUUUACAUUUGAUCAAUUCCUUGAAGCAUGCUCCUACAUUUCACAAUAA